AUGGCUGGUCUCGAGCUUGUAGUAGUGGCAGUGCCGGCGGCGGCGGUGGCGCGGCUAGUUUUCGUGCUCAUCUCCGAUAUUACGAAGGCGGCAGAGAAAGCCCGCGAGAAUAAGGAGCCUGCGAAGGUCGCCUACGUGGGCUCAACCUCAACGCAUGCAGCUGCGCACUUCACGUCAGCGGAGAUCGCCGUCUUGACCGGCAACUACGGCCAUGUGCUCAGUGAGGACAGCUCCGGAACGGUGUACAAGGGCCGUCUCCACGACGGCCAGGAGGUGGCCGUCAAGAGCCUGAAGAACCACGGGAGUCAACGAGAGGGUGCGUUCGUGGCGGAGAUCGAGAUCCUCCGAAACCUCCGUCACAACCACAUCGUGCGCCUGGUGGGCUGGUGCACGGAGGAUGACGAACGCAUGUUCGUCUACCAAUACCAGCACACGAGCAACGGCACGCUCAGGGAUCACCUGACGCCGGGCGGAAGCGGCGGCUCCUGCUCUGCGUCGCCGGUGACGUCGUCCUGGAAGGCGCGUCUCCAGGCGCUGCUGGGCGCGGCCGGUGCCAUCGACCACCUGCACCGCUUCGCCGUGCCGGGGAUCAUCCACCGAAACGUCAGCUCCUCGAGCAUCCUUCUCGACAAGAGCUGUGUGCCUUGCCUGUCGGACUUCGGCGCGGCGAUUUUGCAAGUGCCGACGACGGGCGGCCAGCACGUCGGGGACGUAGUCGGCAAAGUCGGGUACACAGACCCGGAGUACUGCCGCACGAGGUGCGUGAGUCCGGCGAGCGACGUGUACAGCUUCGGCGUGGUGAUACUCGAGGUGUUGACUGGCAGGCCGCCUAGCUGGGAGGGGAAGGACCCCAACACCUUGGUUGGCUUUGCCGUCCCGGCCAUCGAGAGUAGGAACCUGCGCUCUGUGCUGGACAGGCGCCCGUCGCCGGAGCCGACGCCGAGACAGAUGGAGGCGCUGGAGCUCGUCGCGUACACGGCAACACGCUGUCUGUGGCAGCAGGAUCGACCCUUCAUGGCAAACGUGGUGAUCAACCUCCAUACGGCGCUCGGGUUCAUAGACGGCGAUAAGCCUAAGGAACUCCAAUGGAGCUAG
This is a messenger RNA of Triticum dicoccoides, 1095 nucleotides long. RefSeq names its product putative serine/threonine-protein kinase-like protein CCR3. NCBI's taxonomy places the organism in Eukaryota, Viridiplantae, Streptophyta, Magnoliopsida, Poales, Poaceae. The transcript is spliced from 3 exons. Gene Ontology annotation, biological process: protein phosphorylation. The coding region runs from base 1 to 1095 and encodes 364 amino acids. Gene Ontology annotation, molecular function: protein kinase activity; ATP binding. The record is from RefSeq and is a predicted model, not a curated record.